AUGGAGGCCAUAUUUGGGCAUUCUAUGUCCACUAGUAGGUAUGCACUUGGUUCUAGUGAGGCCCUUGGGGUCAACCAGACUGAUAGUAUAGCUGCUAAGGUUGAGGGCUCUGCCUUCCACCAUGUCCCUAAGGAGAAGACCAACAUUGAGGUUGGUGAGGGCAGCAAGGCCAUAGAGCAGCUACAUUCUACUGUGGGUGGGAGGAGGAAGAGAGGGAACUUCACUAAGGAUGAGAUGCUCUUGCUGACCAACAUGUCUGAUGUUGUCAAUAAUGUUGCCAAUGCACUUAGGGAGACAGGUGCUGCACAUGUAGAUCCUGACCUCUAUCUUGCAGUCAUGGAGAUGUAG
Miscanthus lutarioriparius is the source of this 348-nucleotide messenger RNA. The record is from the annotation of a GenBank genome assembly. NCBI's taxonomy places the organism in Eukaryota, Viridiplantae, Streptophyta, Magnoliopsida, Poales, Poaceae.